This is a messenger RNA of Mercenaria mercenaria, 1914 nucleotides long. Its product is annotated as nuclear envelope phosphatase-regulatory subunit 1-like. The coding region runs from base 257 to 697 and encodes 146 amino acids. Gene Ontology annotation, cellular component: cytoplasm; Nem1-Spo7 phosphatase complex. Lineage: Eukaryota; Metazoa; Mollusca; Bivalvia; Venerida; Veneridae. The transcript has 6 exons. The record is from RefSeq and is a predicted model, not a curated record.
AUAAACACAAAUCCCACAUAACAGGGGUCCUUAACGAAGAAAGGGCAUAUAGAGAUUUUUGGAACUUCGUCAAUACGUUCAAAAGGUCCCUUUGGAUGUUAUCUAAGUGUCAAUUUAUCCAUCGGAUGUCAGAUAUUUCCGUAUUUGAAUGCUGCAGACAUAGACAUUUCAGAAAUAUUUUCAAAAUGAAUUUCGUUUAAUGUUGAUUCUACGGAAGCGUAGAGUGUUGUCUGUCUGGUAAAUAAAAGGUGCGGUGAUGACACAGGAAAACAUUGUUUCGCAUAUGCACCAGAGGGGAAAAAACAAAGCUCUGAAAAUACACAACCAUCUUUACCCAACAUAUUCAAAUUUGAAAGCUUUUGAGAGAAGACUUACAGAAGUUAUAGACAAGCUUCAGCCAGCUGCAAGAUUUUGGAGAAUUAUACUGAUAUUUAUCUCAAUAUGUACGGCAGUUGGUGCUUGGACGUGGCUAUGGGAUCCUGAAACAUCACAGGUACCAUUUACACAGUCAUUACUUAACCAUCCAUUCUUCACCUUGACCUGUUUGACACUGGUGGCAUUAUUUUUAUGUGGCAUACAUAAAAGAGUUGUAGCCCCUUCAAUUAUAGCAGCAAGGUGUAGACAAGUUUUAGCAGAUUACAAUAUGUCCUGUGAUGAUACUGGGAAGCUGAUUUUAAAGCCAAGACCGACCACCUGACAAUGAAUGCAACCACCAGAAAGUGACUUUUAUGACUGAUUUUUGUACUACGUUGGUUGAUUUAUUUCAACACGUGUAUAUAAUAGGGUAUCAGAAGAAGAUAUCUUGCUGAAGUUGUUGGUACCUUCUUACAUUAUUUUAUCAUUAGAGUUUUCAACAUACAUUAGAGUUUUCAACAUGUUUAUGUAUUGUUGAUUUGUUGCACUGUGUUGCAACGAUUGUUGUUAGAUGUGAAUUGCCAAUUGAAAUUACAAAAUUAUGUCUAUAUUCAUUCAUGUCUCCCUUCAAAGAAGUAAGGGUAUAUUGAUUUACCCAAUUAGGCUGAGAGAGUUUGUUUUCCAAUCAGUUACUAAAAAACUUAAGUGUACAGUUGUAAAACUUAUGGUCAGUUAAUGAUCCAAAUUAUAUUGAAGGUCAGUAGGAUAAGGGUCAAGGUCACAGUGGUCUUGAAACUGAAAAUGGUUUCCAUUCAAUAAGGUCGGAAUGCUUAAGCCUGCAGUGGUCAAACUUCUUAUUGAGACUGAAAAUGGUUUAAGCUCUUUUACUAGGGAAUUUCACCAUCCAUAGGUUGAUUGUCUGUUUUCAGUUGAUGUUCCUUGUUGUUUUGGUUUGAAGUAGACCAAAAGUAGCGGUCACAAUGUCCUCAAUGUUUCUACAGUAGGUCUUGGGUCUGCAGAAAAUAAUUGCAUUUUGUCGUUACAUGACCCUAACAAUUAUGGGAUCACUAGGUCUAAGGUAAAGGUCACAAUGACUUUGAAACUGAAAACUGUCUCUUAUCAAUAAUUUUAGAAUGUUUGUGCUUCAAGCGGUCACACGUCAAGGCAUGAUUGCCUGUGAUCACUAGAUGACUUUUGGAAUUUAGUAGAUUAAAGGUCAAGGUCACAAUGACCACUAGAAUGCAAAUGCUUUUGGAUGAGUAACUGGAAAUGUUUUGGUGGACAGCGAUCAAUCUUCAUAAUAAUGAUUACAUGUGCACAUAUGAUGACUCCUAACAUAUUUUUGUGUAGGGGCAGAGGUGGGGGUCAGUAUAUCUCAGGUCAAAGUCACUAUGACCUACCUGAUAAAUAGCUGGAAACAUUUGGGCCUACAGCCAUCAAAUUUCAUAGCAUAUAUGACUGUGGUCAGUAGAUUACCUCUAGAAUUUGUGGGGUCAGUAAGUCAAUGGUCAAGAGCUCAGCAUACAUUAGACUGAAAAUAAAAAUCCAGGUCUCAUGACA